CAACACAGCAAGACAAGGUUGGGAAGGAGUCACAAACGCCACUAUGCAUGCCUCACGAGCUCGUGUGAUGCUCCCUCUCCUGUUGGCUCUCCUGCUCUCGCCGGCGUCAGCCGCUCCGGCAUGGCUCGGCCCGGCCGUCGGCGGUGACAGCGGGCCUGCCGACUCACCAGCGGAGGCUCCGACGGCCGUGGCAGCGGCACUGGAGCGGGCAGAAGACGAGGUCGCCGGCAGAAUCGCGGCGCCGCCGGGGAGUCUGACGUUCAGGCCUCGCCAGCACCCCUCCGCGCUCAGCCCGGAGCAGAGGCGGGGCCUGGAGCACGAGGCUCGCUGCGGGCCGCGCGUGCCCGUGCGGCGUGGCGUCUUCCCGUGGCCCGGGUGGAAUCCUCGCUGCCGUGGCGGCGGCGGCACGCGCGGUGAUGCCGCCGCCGCGCCGGCCGGGCACCGCCUGCAGCCUCUGUACGACGCGCCGUAGCGGCGGCCGCGCACCACUCUUGACGCUGACAUGCUGCACCCUCGCCUGCACACGUACCAAGACAAGAUCGGAUGAGAAUAAUGAGCGCUUCAAAACUUUUUUUUGGCCAUUUGGCGGUUGUGUCAUAAAAAACCAAUGUUUAUUCAGCAACAACAAUAUAUGGGCCCGGCUAACUUAGGGCCGGCCGUAAUAUUAUGCAACC
Panicum virgatum (switchgrass) is the source of this 674-nucleotide messenger RNA. RefSeq lists its product as uncharacterized. NCBI's taxonomy places the organism in Eukaryota, Viridiplantae, Streptophyta, Magnoliopsida, Poales, Poaceae. The transcript has a single exon. The record is from RefSeq and is a predicted model, not a curated record. Bases 44 to 472 code for a protein of 142 amino acids.